AUGGCUCCAGUAGAGGUGCACAGCACGGAGCACUCCGCUCACGAGGCUCCCCUCCCCCCGGACACCCGGGCUCCGACUCUGACGAGCGUGAUCGCCAAACACGCGGGGGAGCGCGAGGCGACCGACUUCUUGGCGUCGGCGAAGGCGGUCAUGCCCCCCGGCGGCAAGGUGCCGGAAGUGUUCACUCACAGCCCGGAGGUCGUAGGCGAGAAGGAGGUGCAGACGGGCAUCGAAGCUCUGGACGUCGCCGAGCAGUUCCAUUGCCGCCUGGCAUGUACCUGUUGUUCACGUUCACUUUGGGCGAUGAUUACAGGAAACCGGUGGUUCAGAUGGGAUAGGGCAGGGAAAUUUUGGCUAGUAUUCAGGAGCUUCAGCGGCAGCUGUGGGAGCACAAGAACAAGGAGGACCAGAGAGAUGAAAACGGGACGAAGCAGGGGCGCGAGGUCGGAGCUGGACUACGAGGAGAGCGGCGCGGAGCAGAGCCGAGAGAAGAGCAGGGUGGUCGUGGUCUCCAACCGGCUCCCGAUCAGCGCGCAGCGCAACCUGGAGACCGGAAAGUGGACGUUCAAGAUGUCGAGCGGGGGGCUUGUGACGGCCCUCCAGGGCGUGCGGCACGAGAUGGACUUCAUGUGGAUCGGUUGGAUGGGCGUGGAGGUGGAGGAGGCGGAAAGGGAUGGGGAUCACGUGUGGGUGCACGACUACCAGCUGAUGCAGGUGCCGUACGAGCUGCGCAAGCUGCACCCCAACUGCCGGGUGGCCUGGUUCCUCCACACGCCCUUCCCCUCCUCGGAGAUCUACCGCAUCCUGCCCGUCAGGAAGCAGCUGCUGCAGGGGCUGCUUGCCGCGGACUUGGUCGGAUUCCACACGUACGAUUACGCGAGACACUUCCUGUCUGCAUGCAGGUUGAGUGCUCCCCAAGAGGCAUCUGAGCUGAACAACCGCUUCAUGUCCCUGGGGGUGUACCCGAUCGGGAUAGACCCGGACCAUGUCGCCAAGACACUGAGGAAGCCCUGGGUGCAGAACCGCAUCAAGGAGCUGAGCGAGACGUUCGCUGGGCGAAAAAUCUUGCUAGGAGUGGACAGGCUGGACUACAUCAAGGGGAUGCCGCACAAGCUCUUGGGCCUGGAGCUGUUCCUCAACCGGUAUCCGGACUGGCGGGGAAAGGUCACGCUCAUUCAGGUGGGGGUGCCGUCUCGAACGGAGGUGGCCGAGUACCGCGAUCUGGGGUCCCAGGUCAACGAGCUGGUCGGGCGCAUCAACGGCAACUACGGCACCCUCGAGUACAGCCCGGUGCACUACAUCAACCAGUCCAUCUCACAGGACGAGCUGUUUGCCAUCUACAACGUUGCCGACGUGUGUUUAGUUACGUCUGUGAGGGACGGCAUGAACCUCGUGUCGCACGAGUAUGUGGCAGCGCAGAGCGAGCCUCGGCAUCCGCUCACCGUCACAGGCGACGGCGGUGCUCCCGCCACGAGAGUCAAUGAUGACGGCCCCGGCGUCCUUAUCCUUAGCGAGUUCGCCGGCAGCGCCCAGUCUCUGAGCGGAGCGCUGGCGUUGAGCCGCGUCGAGAGAGAGCUCCGGCAGCACAAGCUCUACCGGUACGUGGUGGUGCACACGGCGGCGUUCUGGGCCAAGUCUUUCAUGCACGAGUUCCGCGAGGUCUGCGACGGCCAGCAGGAGUCGACGCGAAAGCUCCCGACGCUUCCGAUCAAGGAGGUUUUGGAGGCGUACAAGAAAGCAAAGAACCGACUCAUCAUCAGCGACUACGACGGCACGCUCACGACGCUGCAGUCCCUCCCGCAGCUCGCGGGCCCCCCCGCGGUGGUUACGAACUUCCUGGAUUCGCUCUGCCGGGACUACAAGAACAGGCUGUUCAUCAUCUCGGGAAGGGAGCGGAGAUUCAUGGACACCUGGCUUGGCAAGCUUCGUGCGGGGCUCGCGGCGGAGUAUGGAUUCUACUACCGGCUCCCCGAGGCGACCCAGUGGCAGUGCAGCGGGCAGGACCUGGACCUUAGCUGGAAGGACGUGGUCCGGCCCAUCAUGCAGUACUUCACCGAGCGGACGCCCGGCACGUACAUCGAGAACAAGGAGUCGAGCUUGACGUGGCACUACCGGGAUGCGGAUCCGCACUUCGGUCUGUGGCAGGCGAAGGACAUGCAGAUACACAUGGAGGACGUGUUGAGCAAUCUCCCCCUCGAGAUCCUGCAGGGUAACCGCAUGGUCGAGGUUAGGCACCAGGCGGCGAACAAGAGCAUGGUCGCGGAGGAAGUGCUCAAGCUACUGUCCACGGAGCAGUCGGUGAGGCAGAGGGGCGAGGUGGACUUCAUCCUGUGCGUGGGAGACGAUCGGAGCGACGAGGACAUGUUCCAGACCGUGAAGAGGUUCAGGGACCUAGCGAAGGAGGCUCCGACACCGGUGUUGUCGGAGGACGAGGAUGGUAUGCCAUUUUCGGACGGCCCGCCAGGUUCAGGAGAAAUGGACCAGGGUGUUGGGUCGGGCUCUGUGGCGUCCUCGGGGCAGGGUAUGGCGAUGGUCGGUGUCAACCGCAAGAUGGCGGGCAACGCGGCGGUGUACACCGUGCACAUCGGUCUCGAGCACAGCCACGCGGAUUACUACCUCGAGAACCUACGAAAGCUGCGCGAGCUCCUCAUGAAGUUCGACGAGAUGAGCACGGAGGAGCGCGGAGGCGGCGGCGGCGGCGGCGGCGGCGGCGAGUCGACGGGAGUACCGCGGCGAGCGUCGGCGGUAGGGCCGUCGGGAGGUGGGGGGUUGGGCCUAGGGCUUGGGCUAGGGCUGGGCGCGGACAACGGUGGUGAUGACGGGGGGCCUUCAGCAGCAGCACCAGGAGUCAAGAAGGGGGAUGGCGGCGGCGGCGGCGGCGGCGGCGGCGGCGGGGGGAAAGGAAGCAACCUGCCAUCGCCGCGAAGGAAUACUUGCCCGUCGCCUUCGACGCCCGCUCCUGGUGCUUUACGGUAG
Ectocarpus siliculosus is the source of this 2976-nucleotide messenger RNA. The record is from the annotation of a GenBank genome assembly. NCBI's taxonomy places the organism in Eukaryota, Phaeophyceae, Ectocarpales, Ectocarpaceae.